CCGAGAACACGCUAUUAUUUUGUGAGGUACCCGUUCCCUAUCUGAACACGUUAGAAAAGUAUACAUGUAAUUCCGUUUAAUAAAAACACUGCAACCGUCUGAACAAAUAGUUUCAGUGGUUUCUUCAUCUGAGUGGAACGGAACGUUGCAGACAUGGCCUGUCGCAGGAUCACCCAGGAGACCUUCGAUGCAGUGGUAAAGGAAAACAUCGAGGAGUUUGACAUGGACUCUGAGGAGGCCUUAAGGGAGGCGGUGGAGCAGUUUGUGUCCCAAGGGGUGGACCUCAGCUGUAUAGUGAAAGCUGUUCCUGCGGCAGCCUCUGAUAAUCAAACGGAGGAGCAUAAAGUUCUUCAGGUUCUGGAAUCCCUUAAAGCGUCUGACAGUAGUAUUAUUGCAGAUCUGAAAUGCUUCACAGAGCAGUGUUCCCUUGGCUUCGCACAGAGGCACCUGGCAGCCCAGAAAGGUGCCUAUGCUACAAUCAUAUCUUGCUGUAGAAAGACUCUUUUGGACCAAGAUGAUCUGCUGGUCUCUCUCUCCUCCCUGGCUGCUCUGACAGAUGGCCAGCCAGACCUCUUGGACUCGGAGGGUAAGGAUCUCCUGGUGAGCAUCCUUGACAUGUACCAGACAAACCCUGCACUGACGUUACUAGGCAUCCGUGCUGUCCGUCAUUGCUGUUUAAAGCAUGAGCAGAACAGGCAGGAUUUGGUGAAGGCUGGAAUACUGCCGUUGCUGACCGGUGCCAUCCAGUGUCAUUCUGGACGUUCUGAUGUGGUCAAGGAGGCCUGUACUGCCCUGAGGUACAUGACCUUUGAUGAUGACAUCAGAGUUCCAUUCGGUCAAGCUCACGAACAUGCCAAGAUGAUUGUUUUGGAACACAAUGGGUUGAAGGUCAUAAUCGAGGCUGCCAAAGCACACCCCGAGAACACCCCUGUGCUCAGUGUCCUGUGUGCUACUCUGUGCAGCCUGGCUGUGAGAAAUGAGUUCUGUCAGGACAUCUGUGAGCUGGGAGGAUUAAAGAUCAUGUUGACCCUGCUGGCAGACAGUUAUGAGUCCCAUGAACUGACCAGGCAGGUGCUGAGCACGCUGAGGGCCAUAGCAGGAAAUGAUGAUGUUAAAGAUGCCAUCACAAAUGCGGGUGGAGUACAACUCAUUGUCAUCGCCAUGAACAGACACAUGGGCAAUGCUCAGGUCUGUGAGCAGGGGUGUGCUGCUCUUUCUGUCCUUGCUCUGCGCAAACCCAACAACUGCCAGGUCAUUAUGGAGGAGGGAGGGGCUCUGGCUGCUCUGCUGGCUAUGAAGACUCACCCAAAUGACCUCAAUGUGCAAAAACAGUCUUGUAUGCUGCUGAGGAACCUGGUGGCACGCAUGCCUCACUUCACCCAACCCAUCUUGGAGAUGGGAGCAGAGUCCCUAAUCACCCAGGCUCUGGCAGCCCACCCGGACUGCAGGGACCUGGCCAAAGCUGCUCUCAGGGACCUGGGCUGCCAGGUGGAGCUCCGAGAGUUGUGGACAGGCAAGAAGGGCAGCCUUACCAGAGAAUGAUUUUAAAAGCCUGCCUUACUUACGUUGGUCAAUGUGAGGUUCAGGUUUUUGUUCCAUCCUAUCUAAAUAAUGUAAUGCCCACCUGAACAGGAAACUGGUGGGUUUUGUACGUACUGGACUUAAACGUACAAUCUCUAGAGGCAGGACUGGGAACCACUGCUGUUGGAACCACUGAACCAGUCAAUUGAGCUGCUCAUCCUAGACAGUAGGGCUGCCAAUUGGCCAAAUUAGGUUUCUGAUAUGCCUGAGAAGCAGAGUUCUAGAGGGAGUAGAGCUUUUGGACUUUUAUUAUGUUUAUAAUUUUCUGUACAUAUAUUUUGUUAUUUUGAACAACAAGGAUACAUGUUUGGUUUAUUUGUACUUUGAAUUAAAUCCUGUCAAUGGUGUUGUAUUUACAAGGCAAAUGCAAGCAUGCUUUGUCAUAGUCUCUUGUCACCUGGCUUUUGCCUGUACUCGUAUUUUUUUCUGUGCAGUGCUAGACCUUUGAUCUUUACUCCUUCUGUGACAAACGUUCCUUAACUCCCAUGUAAUGGUUUUAAUUCAAGUUGAAGUUAGUCAUUUCAGAAAAUGAUUAGAUUUGAGAGAAAAAAACUGUUUUCUCCACUAUUGUAUAAAAUAUUUCAUUUCAUUUUUUUACCCCAAAACCUCUGCCACACUAGGUUUUCUAUUUAAAGUGUAUCUAUUUAUCCCCAGUUACAGUACAAAACCUGAAGUUCUGAUACAUUCCUUUUCCUGAUCUCUGCACAUCAACUGAAUGGUGACAAAAUAAUAAAACCUUUGAUUGUGUUGUGUG
Molecule: messenger RNA, 2335 nt
Organism: Esox lucius (northern pike)
Lineage: Eukaryota; Metazoa; Chordata; Actinopteri; Esociformes; Esocidae
Gene: armc6
Product: armadillo repeat containing 6
Exons: 8
Coding region: 154-1542 (462 amino acids)
Biological process (GO): hematopoietic progenitor cell differentiation
Molecular function (GO): protein binding
Source: RefSeq, a predicted model, not a curated record